Molecule: messenger RNA, 727 nt
Organism: Artibeus jamaicensis (Jamaican fruit-eating bat)
Lineage: Eukaryota; Metazoa; Chordata; Mammalia; Chiroptera; Phyllostomidae
Gene: SOFU1
Product: LLLL and CFNLAS motif containing 1
Exons: 2
Coding region: 89-409 (106 amino acids)
Biological process (GO): fusion of sperm to egg plasma membrane involved in single fertilization
Source: RefSeq, a predicted model, not a curated record
GCCAGGACAGGAACAGGGGAGGGAGGUGGCAGGUAGCCUGCUGGGCACUGGGGAGCAGGAAGGCCGCAGGCGGUGAACGGGCAGGCCCAUGACUUCCCUGGGCUCCCAGCUCCUCAGGGCAGCAUUUCUGGCAGCCCUCCUACUGCUGCUGCAAGUGAAAGGGGUGGAGCCUCAAAGAGGGAGCGCAGGCCCCAACGAGAGGAGUGAGAAAGAGAAAGUAUCCUCUGCAGACCAGAAUCAAGAGCAGUACGAAGAGUACUUUGUGGCCUCCUCAGUGGGUGAGAAGUGGCAGAAGGUGGACAUGGCCCAGCAAGAGGACGACAAGACAGUGGAAAGUGCUGCGGUUUGCGAACACCUAUUUGACCUAGCCUUGUGCUUAAAUCUGGCCAGCGCCAUGGUUUUUUUAUGAGGGACAUUGAAGAUGGAAUGGUUUUCUGGGCCCUGGGUGAGGACCUGGAUAGCUACCUCAGUUUCAUGAUAGCGUACUGACCCUCUGUCCCCUUGGGCUCCUGGUUACUAGUCCCCAGGGAGACGUCCAGCUUCCUGCCCUCCUCACCUCCCCCUGCUCUGAACUCCAUCUUCCAGGGCCAGAGACACCAGACCUGUGCCCUCCUCUCUGGGGUACCUCUCCUGGCCUUGUUCAGUACCACAGAUUAGGGGGAGAAGGCAACUACAAUAAAAGCAAUAGCAAUAAAAUUCUGUAAAACAGUCAGGCACAGAUUUGUGA